GAAUUUCAGCUUCAGAUAAUGAACUUAUAACACUUGAAAUUAUUCAUCGAUAUGUUGAAAUUUUAGAUCGAUAUUUUGGCAAUGCAUACUAUGUUUUAGAUGAAUUGAUUAUUGCGGGUGAGAUGCAAGAAUCAAGCAAAAAAGCAGUAUUACGUGUAGUUAAUCAACAAGAUUCGUUGGAAGAAGGCGAAAAUGGAGAGAAAGGAUGGCCAGAAAAAUCAUAA
This is a messenger RNA of Racocetra persica, 224 nucleotides long. Lineage: Eukaryota; Fungi; Glomeromycota; Glomeromycetes; Diversisporales; Gigasporaceae. The record is from the annotation of a GenBank genome assembly.